UCCUGCUUCUCUACAGGCUGCAAUGACACUAGUUAGGCAGAAAAAUAUGAGUCACUGAAAUAUGCCGAAAUAUUUCUUCGCAGGGAAUCACCAGAACAAGAAAGGACGAGUAAAUUAUAUUUUGUGGUGUAUUUUUGAAAAAGGCGAAUGGAAGAGCCCCACUGAAAAUCACCACAGAUGGCGUUUAUGUCCAGAUUUUCACGGUCACGAAGCAACUCCAGGUCUCCGAGCAGAAGGGAGUCAGAUAAAGGGUCACCUGUUCUAACCAUUUCUGAACUUGAGCGCCUUCUUUACACGGGAAAAACAGCUUGUAAUCAUGCGGACGAGGUGUGGCCAAGGCUUUACAUUGGCGACCAGGACAUUGCGUCAGACCGACGGGAGCUUAUAAAGCUCGGGAUCACGCACAUCCUCAACUGUGCUCAGAGCAAAUGGCGAGGCGGGGCGGAGUACUAUGAGGGCAUGAACAUCACCUACCACGGCAUUGAGGCCCACGAUUCUCCAUCCUUCGACAUGAGUGUCAACUUCUACCCCGCCGCAGAGUUUAUUCAUAAAGCACUCAGCAUGGGAGGAACGGUGUUGGUGCACUGUGCAGUGGGGGUGAGUCGCUCAGCCACUCUGGUGCUGGCCUACCUUAUGAUUCGACAGAACAUGACUUUAGUAGAGGCCAUAAAGACUGUCAAAGACCACCGUGGAGUCAUCCCCAACCGUGGCUUCCUCCGACAGCUCAGUGGCCUGGAUAGUAUUCUCCGCGCCAGCCGAAACGCAACAUAAAACCACUGGUAAAGUUUGAACUUCCACUCCGAAACCAUUGCCUUGGCCAGCGUGUGAUUUAUAACAAUGGUACGAGUGUAAUACGUACAGUACAGUCAUUCCCACUGUUGUCCUGUGAUCAGUAGAAAUGCCUUACUACAUUAAGACCUCCUGAGGUGUGCAUACAGCCUUAUCCAGUACUAACCUUUCACCCUCCGCUCAAACGACCACGUCACUGAGCACUACUUGUCAGUUCAUUUUUAUUUUUCUUUGAGUGACAGCCACAAAGGAGCCCCCAAAGCAAAAUAGAGUGACAGCUGUCCUGUGCGGGUCAAGCAGUCUUAAUGCUAUAGCAGUGUAUUUGAAAAGGCUCUGAAUUGUCUCAUUAUCAAAGUAACAUGCUGGAAGGUUUGAACUGUCAUAAUAUCCAAAGAUAUACAAAGUAUUAAAGAGUAAACAAGUGUGGAACCACCACACUGGAUGGACGUAACUUCUCUAUAUCUUACAAAAGAUUAUAGCGCUUAAGGAUACUGACUAUAAGCUGCUUAUUCAGCUUUUAAAAAUUGCACCUUUAUUUUAUGACCAGCAAAGUUAAAGGAAUUCUCCAGCACUUUAACCAAAUCUGUAUCUACUGCAUCAAUAACCUAUGACUGACAGGCAUGGACAAACAUUUUGAUGUGUUUCCUUUCACUGAUAAAAGAACAGAAACCAGUUAAGUCUUAACAUACCUAUAACAGAAGCCGGUAGGCAGUUUCUGAAUUCCAUCAGUUGUUUUUUGACACUUUCAUGAAUUCUCCAGUCAAAAGUCAUCAGUACAAAUACAACUUAUUCAUUUUUCAGAGGCAGGAAAAAAGCAGAAAACAUAUAAAUAAUGUAAAAUUACACAAAAGCCUCAACAGCUAAAUAUAAUGCAAACAAUUUGUCUUGAGAACAGCUUCCAUUCCUUUUGGAGGCCUGUUUUCAGUUGUUCAAAGAAAUCUGCAGGGAUAUUUUUUAACACCUCCAAAGUUCAGUCUUAAGCCUAGUUUUACCAGAGGAGAGCCGGAAACGUAAUUUGUGUGUGAUUUGACAGGCCCAUUCGUACGGCAUCAAGGAUCUCUGUAAUCUCCCUAAAUUACCUCAAAUAGUCAGAGUCGAAAAAUCAUCACGUGGAUGUUGGCUUCAGCAUUUUCAGUCAAAAAUAAACCACAAAACUUAAGCGAUGUGUUAGUGUAUCGUUGUAUUUGAGUUGUCUUCUAACGGUAGAAGGAUGGACAGAAACACCUGUUCGUUUGUUCAUGUAUGAAGCAAGAGUGGAGCUUGAUUUUCUCAAGAUGAAAGCUUGAAGUACUGUCUAUCUGAAGGAGAUGGUCUUGGUGGUCUACCAGGUCUUGCACAGUUGUUAGGGGUCCCAUUCUCAUGUCUAUCUCAUCCUAAGACCUGUAUUGUUAACAUAAUGUGUGUCAGGGUAGUAGUUUUGAAUUCAUUACAUACAGUUACAUAUUUCAAAUGUUUAUUCAAGGAAUUCAGGAAGUGCUUCCAAUGGCUUUAGAGUUAACAGGUUACCUGUUCAUUUACUAAAUACAGCGGAACAUGUUGAAAGUAUUGUCCAUGGAAUUUGAUGGUACAAUACAGAUGCAGCAGCUUGAGAUUAGGUUGAAAAACGCUGCCGUAUUCCUUUAAGAUACAUUGAAUUAUGACAUGAUGUAACGACAUGAUAUAAACAUCAUUUAUGCAACUAUCUUGGUGUCUUGCAGCUCUUAAUGUAGCAGUAAUGUGGCACCCUUUUGUACUGGGUGCAUGCAAUAUGACACAGAUCUGCAGCAACACUCCGUAUCUAACACUUCUUGCUAUAAAGCAAUGAAGUAUCAGUUACUACGUUCAGUUUGCUCUUGAAAUCACCAGGAAAUGUGAUUAACAAAGAAUUUUAUAAUAUUUUAUGUGUAAUUGGUUUACAGUUAGAUUUGUCCUACUGUUAAGUAUUCAAUGUAAUGCUAAUUAUCAGGCUACUACAAGUUUUACUUGUUUAGUAUUUGUUUAUUUCUUAAAGUCACCAAAACAAAAAAAGAAAUCUUAAAUAUGAAAUAAAUGUAUUAUUUAAUAGCUUGGACUUGAAUUUGUAUUACAACUUUAGGAGCUGGGACCACAAAAACCCUGUAUGUCAAUAAGUUGAACUCUACUGCACACCAAUUUGUGUCUUAUGAAUAGUUUCUCUGCACUCUUUACCAUCUUAGAGAGAAACAGAUUUCAUAGACCCUGUUUACACCUGGUUGGUUCAUGUGACGUGUAUCUGGAGUGUAACUUGGCUGAGCCUUUAACCACAUAUAGUUACACUUGGUAGUCAAACCCAUGUACUGUUAGGCAGAUUUAAAUCUGAUUGUAACAAAUCGUAUUCAGAGUGUUAGAGGAGGGUCAGCGCUAAA
This is a messenger RNA of Colossoma macropomum (tambaqui), 3152 nucleotides long. RefSeq names its product dual specificity protein phosphatase 26. Gene Ontology annotation, biological process: protein dephosphorylation; negative regulation of MAPK cascade. NCBI's taxonomy places the organism in Eukaryota, Metazoa, Chordata, Actinopteri, Characiformes, Serrasalmidae. Gene Ontology annotation, cellular component: cytoplasm. The transcript is spliced from 4 exons. Gene Ontology annotation, molecular function: MAP kinase phosphatase activity; protein tyrosine/serine/threonine phosphatase activity. The record is from RefSeq and is a predicted model, not a curated record. Bases 178 to 771 code for a protein of 197 amino acids.